Molecule: messenger RNA, 3304 nt
Organism: Eurytemora carolleeae
Lineage: Eukaryota; Metazoa; Arthropoda; Copepoda; Calanoida; Temoridae
Biological process (GO): positive regulation of apoptotic process; protein phosphorylation; intracellular signal transduction
Cellular component (GO): nucleus
Molecular function (GO): protein serine/threonine kinase activity; ATP binding
Source: RefSeq, a predicted model, not a curated record
UUUCUUCUCCACUGAAGAGGAAGGAGAGGCGGAAAUGUCAGAUUUGAAAAAUCAAGAUGGAUGCUCGAAAAUGGUGGACCGAGAAGAAAAUUCGGAAUUGGAAUCUGUAAAAGAUAGCAAACUACAGGUAAAGAGAGGUGAUACGGAUAGGAAACGGGGAUUGGAGGAAAAUGUUGAUUUAGCGGACAAAUCCAGUUUAGCUGAGGAUUCUAUUGAAUAUAUAGGGUUAGUGAAGCGACCUAAAACGCCGCUUAUAACAGCAAGUGAUAUUCUGCUGCGAGCAGAACAGAUUUAUGAGAGCAAGCAUUCGAACUGUAGUCUCUCCUUACCAGAUCUAGUACCAGAUAGACAGGAGAAGGGAAGAUUGAGCCCGGAUGGAUUUGCAGAGAGCUGCGAAUCUUUGCGAGAUAUAUUAGGAGAGAUGGAGAGGUGUAGUUCAACUAGAGAUUUUGGUGAAGAAUAUCUAGACGAGGACAUGAUUCUACUAGAUGAAGAUGAAGAACAAAAAGAUCAGGAACCAGGACUUUUAGAAGAGGACACAGGACAAAAUCAAGAGGCCAAAGGACAAACACAGGACGUUAACCCUAUCAGUAUUAAAGAAAGAGAGGAGAAUACCAAAGAUGUAAUCGAAGAUUGUGCGAACACAGAAUCAGAUGCAGCUACAACUGCUGUUGAAGAUCAUGUUGAUCGUAUCGACGAAGAUUUGACAGAGCAAAGAGAAGAUAUUAAAUUUAUUGAUGAAUCUUGUGCCCGCCUGGCAGUGGCAGAAGAUAGAGAGAAUGAAGGUAUUAAGACGAGUCAAGAUUUAUCUCAGGAUACACAUGAACACACUGAUACAGAAUCCUGUCAAAGUUUGGUCCAGGAGAGUUUUUCUGAGAGCAGAGCUUUGCUUCCUCUUCCAGAUGUUAUAAAGGGUGUCUGUAAGACGUACACCGUAGAGUCAGGAUUUGAACGACCUUCUCAGGGUUGGGACAACAAUUCAUCAUAUAUAGACUCUACGCAGACUGUAGGGACAAGUUUAUGUUCUACGCAGCUACAGGAGGAAAAUGAAGAAUCAGAGGGGGAAAAUGAUGCCUCAGAAUCUACAGAAUCCUCCAGCCUUCCCUCCGAGAGCAGUGGAAUAUUCUAUAAAGCAGAGUAUACACCUCCUUCAUCUACCCUACCACAGGAUACCCCUACCCUACUCAGUGCGGGGAAUAGAGAUUCCUAUUGGACAGAGUUUUUAGCUAAAAACUCUCAUCUGAGAGUUUGUGGAAACAUGAACCAGGGGAGUUUAAAUAGAACUCUUAGCUCUUGUGAUACCAUACCUCCCCCUAGACCCCCUCCACCACAGAUAUCAGAAUCAAAAUCUGAUGCCAAAAUUUUCUACCAAGAACCAAAUAAAGACGCUUCCAUUAAACUUCCAUUUGGUUCUCCUUCAAUAAAACCCCCCUCCUUACUCUACCAACCACCCCCAGUAGCCCCCUCUCUACUCCCUCCACCCAAACUCCCAUCCCCUAAAAAUCCCUCCGAUCCCCUCCGAUCUAUGCCAAUCUAUUCUGAGGAUCCUCCUGAGUCCAAUCUUAUGGAACCUAUCGGAUCAGGAUUACUCGCUACCAGAAAUCCUCCUCCUUUCCGCUCCUCUAAUCCCUCUCAACCUGGAGAAACUCAACUACAUCGUCCUACUCGUCCCAUCUCCCCUGCUCGUCCUACCCCUCCUACGCGUCAUUCGGUUCAUGCCAGACCGUCAGCUCAUGUUCGUCCUGGAAGAACAGAGACUUUUGAACAACCGGAAACGGAAAUAUCUGGAGAUAGUCCAAGACGACGAAAAAGUGAUCAGGUGUCCAGUACAAUUUCUAGAGAGAUGCAAAACCUACUUGCUUCAAUUCAGGCUCUUAGUUCCCCAGACUCAGAUGAGGUUAAAUAUAGAACCCCUUCGACCUCAGCUCGAAAUAAGAAUAUGGAUCUUUUGAUGAAUGAGGUUGAAGCCCAAGUCAGGUUUUCUACAACACAGGAACUACUGGAGCGGAUAGAGCAGUGUCCAGAUAUACAGCAUUUACAGCAUAUAGUUCAGGUACCAAGAGAAGGAACUACUGGCGGUGUCCGGGUUGAUGAACAUGUACCUGGACCCCAUCCUGGAGAUCAUCAAGAACACCAACCUUAUCCAGGAGAUCACCAAUCUCAUCCAGGAGGUCAUUAUGAUCAUCAACAUCAUCCAGGAGAUCAUAAACAUCAUCAACUUGUUUAUCCAAACCUUGUCAGAGCUCCAGAUUUAUCCAACCCUGAACCUGUGAGAUGCAACAAAGGACCCUGGGACAAAUACAGCAACACUCUACCCCGAGCAAACCUUCAAUUUCAACCCAAUUCUUUAACUUUAUCCAGCUUGUCUAAACCCUCCCCUCCCAACCCUAAGACCUCUCCCCCCUCCUCCCCUCCUCACUCUAAACCAUCCACAACACCAGAUCUACUCAAAUUCCAUGGCAGAACAGAGGAGAACCCUGUAUUCAGCUGUAACCCUAAGCCCCCUAACCAACGCCCCUUCCUAUCUACGCCAAGUGCUACGCCUGAGAGCGUAAGGCGAAGGCGUUUUGUCAGCCUUCCCCGCCCUUCGGAGAUGCCUAGCGCACAAACCCAUGCAUACAAAUAUACAGGCCGGGUUCCUGAUAUGCUGUCUAGAAUAAAUCCAACCCCUACUGAAGCAGAUUACAAGUGUUUUCCUGAGUUCUCGAGUACAUCGUCUUCCUCCUGUCCACGCACUUCCGGUAGCGCACGAGGUGGAUCUACUGCCGGUAGUAUACGUGGGUCUUGGGAAAUGAACGCGGCACGGAGAUGUAGCGCAGAGGACAAUACUGCAUUUAACUAUGAUAAUGUUAGAAACAGUAUUUCAGAUAUCAAAGAAGAUAUUUUUAACCUUAGAGAUGUGAUAUCAUCUACAAAGGAUGACAUUUCAACUACACGGCAGCCAUUGUUGGAGAUAUUCGAGGAUUUUAAGAUGGAGAAAAAUGAGAAACCGGUUUUCAGAAAUUCUAAACACACUUUUUCAUCUUUAAAUAAGGAAAUGGAGGCUACUAGAAAUACAAUGAAAGAGAUCGAGAGGACAAUUGGAGGAAUAUACAAUAGUUCUUUACAGGAUGAUACGGGUUUAGGAAAAUACAGGGAAAAUACUGGGUGUAAAACCCCUUUCUCAGGAGUAAAUCAAGGAUCCGUGACAAAAACCAAAGAUUUGUUUGAACAGAAAACUAUGGAUUCAAGAUUUACUCCACAAUUACAGGGUCCUAGACAAAGAAGCUUUACACCGUUCUCUAACACAAGGUAUAUUUUAUAA